Molecule: messenger RNA, 1208 nt
Organism: Cygnus atratus (black swan)
Lineage: Eukaryota; Metazoa; Chordata; Aves; Anseriformes; Anatidae
Gene: HOXC9
Product: homeobox C9
Exons: 2
Coding region: 1-783 (260 amino acids)
Biological process (GO): embryonic skeletal system morphogenesis; proximal/distal pattern formation; DNA-templated transcription
Cellular component (GO): nucleus
Molecular function (GO): RNA polymerase II cis-regulatory region sequence-specific DNA binding; DNA-binding transcription factor activity, RNA polymerase II-specific
Source: RefSeq, a predicted model, not a curated record
AUGUCGGCUUCUGGCCCCAUAAGCAACUACUAUGUAGACUCCUUGAUAAGCCAUGAAAACGAAGAGCUCUUGGCCUCCAGGUUCCCCACCACUGCCUCCCACCCGGCUGCUGCCAGACCUUCAGGAUUAGUCCCGGACUGUGCCGACUUUCCUUCCUGCAGUUUCGCCCCCAAGCCGGCCGUUUUUACAACCUCCUGGGCUCCCGUGCACUCCCAGUCGUCCGUGGGCUACCACCCGUACGCCCCCCAGGCGCCCGUGGGGGCCGAGCCCAGGUACAUGCGGACUUGGCUGGAGCCCCUCGCCGGGGCCGUCUCCUUCCCGGCCUUCGCACCCGGCGGCCGCCCCUACGGCCUCAAACCCGACGCCUUCCCCGGGCGGAGGGCAGAAUGCGGCCCCGCGGACGGCCGCGGCUACCCGGACUACAUGUACGCGGCUCCCGGGGAGCUGAGAGACAGAGCAGCGCAGACAAUUCCUUCCCCGGAGUCCGAAGCCAUCGCUUCCAGCAAACACAAAGAAGAAAAGCACGAAUUAGACCCUAACAAUCCCGUCGCAAAUUGGAUUCAUGCGCGCUCCACGAGGAAGAAAAGAUGUCCUUACACAAAGUAUCAGACCCUGGAACUGGAAAAAGAGUUUUUAUUCAAUAUGUACCUUACACGGGACCGGAGGUACGAAGUAGCCAGAGUCCUUAAUCUCACUGAACGCCAAGUCAAAAUCUGGUUUCAGAACAGGCGAAUGAAAAUGAAGAAAAUGAAUAAAGAAAAAACCGAUAAAGAACAGCAAUAAAGUUGGCAAAGUCCAGUCAAUGAGAAUCGAGGGUGGAAAAAAAAAAAAAAAAGAGGCUGUUUUUGGGGGUUGAAAUGUUUCUGACUUUGAAUGUGCGGAUGAAUGUUUAGCAUUAUAGGCAAACACAGCAAGCGUUUUGGGACACGAGUCUUUUCUAAAAUGCAACUAAAUAAAAGAAAGAUGUUGGGGGGGGUUGUUUUCUCUUCCUUUCUUCUUCCUCAUUUUUUUGUUUUGUCCUCCUCAGAAAACAAACACAAGAAGUACUUGAAUUUUUUUUUUUUUAGUAUUUUAUUUCAUAAGUUAAACUGAUCCAGUAUUUUUAUUUUUUAAUUCCGUGAGCUCGUGAGUGAAUAUUUUGUACAAAAGAGAGGAAACAGAGAAAAGAGACUGAAGGGAAUAUGGCUCAAUGAUGUUCUGUCAUGGUG